AUGGGCACCGAAGAUGAUCAAGCUACAGAAAUACUUUGGGAGCGCUACUCGGAUGUACUUGAUGAACCUAGAAGAAUGUUACCACCUCUUGCUGGCUUCGCCAAAAUGCCCUUGGUUUCUAUUGAAGAAGCUGUUAAGCCGCUCGUUUCACAUGUAUUUGGUAUUGAGAUUAAAGCAACUCAAGUGAAAGAAGAAUGUAAAAGUCUAUCAAACGAUAAACUUUCUAUCGACGAAAUGGCCUCAAUCAGAUUGUAUACGAAGGAAUGGUCUCCACGUGAUCGAUGUCUAUAUGUUGUUCUGAAUAAGAGUCUACGUGCCGAAGAUCGUCAAGAAAUGAAACCGUGGUUUCUUUAUUUGCGAUUGAUUAUCGGCGCAUUUUCAAAAAUUCCAUCGACUCGAUGCCAUGUUUUCCGAGGAGUGAAAUUGGACUUGUCGCAGCAGUAUCUUAACAUAUCCGGGUUGGUUUGGUGGAGCUUCAGUUCAUGCACAAGUGUAUUGGACGUACUCAAAAAGCCUUGUUUUUGUGGUACAAAAGGCGAAAGAACUAUCUUUGACAUUAUUUGUCAUUCUGGCAAAGAUAUUAGUCGGUAUUCUACAUAUCCAACUGAAAGUGAAAUUGUGCUUCUUCCUGGCACAGAGUUCAAAGUAAUUGGAUGCCUAAAUCUUGGCCAUGGACUUCAUAUGAUUAAACUGCAACAAAUCGAGCCACAAUUUCCUUGGCUCGAGAAAAUACCUGGCGAAAUUUCUACAAGCGCUGAAUUCGAUAUUUCAGAAAUUGAUGUAGAUUUUCCACCUGUACCACCCAUCUCACCUAAUAAGGAUGCAGACAAUCGAAAAGAAUCUGUCGAGCGUUUAAUCCAAGGCUAUCCACCCCUUGGCCGAAUAGUCUUAAGCGGUAGACAAUUAAGCAAUCAAGACAUGGCCGUUGUUGCUGAACAAGCAAUUACUAAGAAGAAAUGCACAAGCCUUUCUUUGCAGCAUAAUGAAAUAAGAUCGGAUGGCAUGACAGUCCUAGCGAAAGCAAUUCAUGACAGUAUUACACUAGAAGAAAUAGAUUUUAGUCAUACGAAUAUGACAGACGCUGUAUUAUAUGAAUUGGCGAAGGAGCUAUCUACUCACGAAACGAUCAGUAUUAUUGCUUGGACAUUUUGUAAAAUAGGAAUAAAGAAAAAGGUCGACAAGGCGCCUAUCAAGACACUUAACCUUAGUAAUAAUAAGGUCAUGGAUGAAGGUGCGAGAUACUUGGUAGACGUAAUCAAAGGCAAACCAUCAUUGACUGUCCUGCGUUUGGAUGGCAAUCUCAUAACUGAUGUGGGUGUGAAAUUAUUAGCUGAAGCGCUGUCGAAUCCGAGAGCAUGUCUGAAAAAACUUUACCUGGACAACAAUAAACAAAUAACUGACGCCAGUGUGGAUGUUCUCAUCAGUAUGUUCAAGGCAAAUGAGUCUCUGGAUACCCUCUGGUUGACCGAAUGUAAACUAACUCAGCAUGGACGACAGUCUCUUCGACAAGAAGCCGCAUCAAAGCGAAAUUUCCGUUUGAAUAUCGAAAACUUCAACGAAGUCUAA
This is a messenger RNA of Adineta ricciae, 1566 nucleotides long. The record is from the annotation of a GenBank genome assembly. Lineage: Eukaryota; Metazoa; Rotifera; Eurotatoria; Adinetida; Adinetidae.